AUGUCUAAAGGUAAAGUUUGUUUGGCUUACUCCGGUGGUUUAGAUACCUCGGUCAUCUUAGCCUGGUUGUUGGAAGAAGGUUAUGAAGUCAUUGCUUUCUUGGCCAACAUCGGUCAGGAAGAAGACUUUGAAGCUGCUGAAAAGAAGGCUUUGGCCAUUGGUGCCACCAAGUUCGUCGUUGUGGAUGUCAGAAAGGAAUUCGUCGAAUCCGUCUGCUUCCCAGCCAUUCAAGCCAAUGCAAUCUACGAAAAUGUAUACUUGUUGGGUACUUCCUUGGCUAGACCAGUUAUUGCACAGGCCCAGAUUAAAGUUGCUGAAGAAAACGGUUGUUUCGCUGUCUCCCACGGUUGUACCGGUAAGGGUAACGAUCAGGUCAGAUUCGAGUUGUCUUUCUACGCCUUGAAGCCAGAUGUCGUUGUCAUCGCUCCAUGGAGAGACCCAGCUUUCUUCAACAGAUUCGCCGGUAGAAACGAUUUGUUGGAAUACGCUGCCUCCAAGAACAUCCCCGUUGCUCAAACCAAGGCUAAGCCAUGGUCCACCGAUGAAAACUUGGCUCACAUCUCCUUUGAAGCCGGUAUCUUGGAAAACCCAGACACCACUCCUCCAAAGGACAUGUGGAAGUUGACAGUUGACCCAACCGAUGCUCCAGACACCCCAGAAGACUUUACUGUUGUCUUUGAAAAGGGAUUGCCUGUCAAGUUGAUCUUGGAUGGAGGUAAGAAGGUUAUCACCGAAUCUGUUGAAUUGUUCCUCGAAGCUAACGCCUUGGCCAGAAGAAACGGUGUCGGUAGAAUCGACAUUGUCGAAAACAGAUUCAUCGGUAUCAAGUCCAGAGGUUGUUACGAAACCCCAGGAUUGACCAUCUUGAGAUCUACCCACAUUGAUUUGGAAGGUUUGACUUUGGACCGUGAAGUCCGUGCUAUCAGAGACCAAUUCGUCUCCGUCACCUAUUCCAAGUUGUUGUACAACGGUAUGUACUUCACUCCUGAGUGCGAAUAUGUCAGAUCUAUGAUCCCUCCAUCCCAGAUCACCGUUAACGGUCAAGUCAGAGCCAGAGCCUACAAGGGUUCUUUGACCAUCUUGGGUAGAUCUUCGGAAACCGAAAAGUUGUACGACGAAACUGAAUCUUCCAUGGAUGAAUUGACCGGUUUCUCUCCAGAAGACACCUCAGGUUUCAUUGCCGUCCAAUCCAUCAGAAUCAAGAAGUAUGGUGAAGCAGCCAGAGAGAAGGGCCAAACUUUAAACUUAUAA
Messenger RNA from Scheffersomyces stipitis CBS 6054, 1251 nucleotides. It is a transcript of the gene ARG1, whose product is annotated as argininosuccinate synthase. The transcript has a single exon. NCBI's taxonomy places the organism in Eukaryota, Fungi, Ascomycota, Pichiomycetes, Serinales, Debaryomycetaceae. Gene Ontology annotation, molecular function: argininosuccinate synthase activity; ATP binding. Bases 1 to 1251 code for a protein of 416 amino acids. Gene Ontology annotation, biological process: urea cycle; L-arginine biosynthetic process. Gene Ontology annotation, cellular component: cytoplasm. The record is from RefSeq and is a predicted model, not a curated record.